CCAUUUCCAACUACUCGUCCUGCCCUUUUACCUCGAUAUCGGCCCUAAGGAUCGCCGAGAGCUUCAUCCCUCAUCUCCUUCGCCGCCCAGCUCCGUCGCAAUGACUCUCCUAGUGGAGAAAACCUCCUCUGGGCGCGAGUAUAAGGUGAAGGACAUAUCCCAGGCCGAUUUUGGCAGGCUCGAGAUCGAGCUCGCUGAGGUCGAGAUGCCAGGUCUCAUGGCUUGCCGCGCAGAGUUCGGCCCCUCACAGCCAUUCAAGGGCGCACGCAUCUCCGGAUCCCUUCACAUGACCAUACAGACCGCCGUCCUCAUCGAAACAUUGACCGCCCUUGGUGCCGAAGUCCGGUGGUGCUCCUGCAACAUCUUCUCCACCCAGGACCACGCUGCGGCCGCCAUCGCGCGAGAUUCUGCCGCCGUGUUUGCCUGGAAGGGCGAGACUCUACAGGAGUACUGGUGGUGUACCGAGCGCUGCCUCGAGUGGGGUGCCGGAGGUGGCCCCGAUCUCAUUGUUGAUGAUGGCGGCGAUGCGACGCUGCUCAUACACGAGGGUGUCAAGGCGGAAGAGGAGUACGAGAAAACCGGGAAGCUACCAGAUCCAGCAUCCACGGACAACGCCGAGUUCCAGAUCGUUUGGCUUAUUAGCGAUAGCAUCAAGGUGGAUCCCAAAAAGUACUCGAAGAUGAAAGAGAGACUGGUUGGUGUCUCGGAGGAAACAACCACCGGAGUGAAAAGGCUGUACCAGAUGCAGGCCAGUGGGUCUUUGCUCUUCCCAGCUAUUAACGUCAAUGACUCCGUGACCAAGAGCAAGUUUGAUAAUCUAUAUGGUUGCCGCCACUCUCUACCCGAUGGUCUAAUGAGAGCCACUGAUGUCAUGCUUGCCGGAAAGGCCGCCGUGGUCUGCGGUUAUGGAGACGUUGGAAAAGGCUGUGCUGCCGCCCUAAAAACCGCCGGAGCUCGCGUCAUCGUGACCGAGAUAGACACCAUUUGUGCUCUCCAACCCCUAAUGGAAGGCAUUCCUGUCCUCACCCUCGAAGACGUAGUGGCCGACGCCGACAUCUUCAUAACUGCCACCGGCAACAAGGACAUCAUUAAGGUCGACCACAUGAAGAAGAUGAAGAACAAUGCCAUCGUCUGCAACAUCGGCCACUUUGACAAUGAGAUCGAUAUGCUGGGCCUUGAGGCCGUGCCGGGAAUCAAGCGAAUCACGAUUAAGCCACAGACGGAUCGGUGGGUCUUUCCUGAUACGAAUAAGGGCAUUAUUUUGCUUGCCGAGGGCCGUCUUAUAAACCUGGGAUGUGCGACUGGGCAUCCGAGCUUCGUGAUGUCGUGUUCCUUCACCAACCAGGUGAUAGCACAGCUGGAGCUGUGGAAUGAAAGGUUGUCUGGGAAGUAUGAGAAGAAGGUUUAUGUGUUGCCUAAGCACUUGGAUGAGAGGGUUGCGUUGCUGCACCUGGGGAAGCUUGGGGCUAAGCUCACCAAGCUCAGUCUAGCACAGGCUGAGUACAUCAGUGUGCCUGUUGAGGGACCUUACAAACCUCCUCACUACAGGUACUAAGAUGUUGAGAGAUAUUGAGGGGAUUAAGUAAAAUGUUUCAAAAUAAUAAUAGCACCUGAUGCUGAAUAUGAAGACUUUGUUGGUCUUCGUUAUCAUAUUGUUCUGAUAUAUUUGUUUUGAGGUUGUUUUCUAGUUCUAUUUAGCAAUGGUUUAGGCAUUUUUGUUGAGUGGAACAGUGUUGUAAGGUGCUGCUUUUGCUGGGAGGGGGUAAAUUUGGAGUUUGUAUAAUAAUUAUUUUGAUCCUCUAUAAAUAAAAAUAAUAGCUAAUUCUAUUUGAUA
Molecule: messenger RNA, 1834 nt
Organism: Phalaenopsis equestris
Lineage: Eukaryota; Viridiplantae; Streptophyta; Magnoliopsida; Asparagales; Orchidaceae
Product: adenosylhomocysteinase-like
Biological process (GO): L-methionine cycle
Cellular component (GO): cytosol
Molecular function (GO): adenosylhomocysteinase activity
Source: RefSeq, a predicted model, not a curated record